AUGCGAUUGGCUCUCUUCCUCGCUAUCCUCUGUCUCAAUGAGGCUUCAUUUAAAGAAAUUCGCUCACGAAGUAAAUCAAAACCCAAAUCGAUAAAACCGACAGAUAUGUGCACCUUAGAGCCAACGGAUUCAAACAACAUUCGUUGUUUCUGUACGAAAGAUAAAUUCUAUCAAGUGCUGUCUGCAGAAUGUUGGAUUUUUGGUCCAGUGACUAAGGAGAGCUUCAUAUGGAGGUUAAUAAUUGAAACGCAGCCAUACCUAUCCGAUUUCACAAUGAUAGCAAGCAAUCAGGGACAACUAAAAAGCAUUCCUUCGGAGUUUCUUCAUAAGAUGUUAUUUUUAAAGAAUUUUACGGUAUCGUUUGCCUUACUCGAAAAAUUGGAUAAGUUCGUAUUUGGAAAUUCUACGUCCCUGCAACGACUUAAACUGUCCAAAAACCAAAUUGAACACCUGGAUGAUCUUUCAAUUUCCAAUUUACUUUCGUUGAGAGAACUCGAUUUAAAUGGAAACCGGAUACGCAGCGUACCAACGACCGUAUUUUAUAAUGUACCCGAACUCAAAUACGUUCGAUUGAAUAAUAAUAAUAUUUCGAAAAUUGACGACAAAGCUUUUGCUGCAUUGGGGAAUGCAUUGGAAUUGGAUUUAUCAGAGAACUAUAUUUGUGAUAUAAAUAAUUUGACAUUUUUCGGUUUAUCUAAACUUAAAGUGAUUGACUUAAGUGUAAAUAAAAUUGUGAAUUUGGCAUCGAGUGUAUUUUCGGAAUUAUGGGAUAUUGAGGGCACCAUAGGCUAUAAAACUUCAGUCAUUGACGAUAAUCCAGAAAAGACUGGAAAGGAAAUGAUAAUGCAAUUGAAAACAAAAAAUGAUAAUACGAUUAAAUGA
Psylliodes chrysocephalus is the source of this 882-nucleotide messenger RNA. NCBI's taxonomy places the organism in Eukaryota, Metazoa, Arthropoda, Insecta, Coleoptera, Chrysomelidae. The record is from the annotation of a GenBank genome assembly.